Messenger RNA from Stegodyphus dumicola, 3228 nucleotides. RefSeq names its product glycerophosphate oxidase 1 (gene Gpo1). NCBI's taxonomy places the organism in Eukaryota, Metazoa, Arthropoda, Arachnida, Araneae, Eresidae. Gene Ontology annotation, molecular function: calcium ion binding; glycerol-3-phosphate dehydrogenase (quinone) activity. Gene Ontology annotation, biological process: glycerol-3-phosphate metabolic process. Gene Ontology annotation, cellular component: mitochondrion. The record is from RefSeq and is a predicted model, not a curated record.
AUAUUUUAUUAGCGGAAGGGCAUAAUAAUAAAAAUAAAUAAGAGGUUCAAAUUUAAAGUUUCAUUAAAACGUUCUGAAGAACUGAAGUAAUGUGCCUUUAAGCAUGAUAUUUUUCUAAUAUAUAUAUUUUUGACGAUAUUAAGCUAUUAAAGCUUCUUUACUUCAUCUUUCUUUGAUAAGAGCAGACGAAAUUUUGGUAUUCGGCUUUUCGGUUGAGAAAAUGUCAAGGAAUUUUCGAAGAUUAAUUCUCAGAGGAUGUGGUGGUGCUAUGACUCUUUACGGUAUAUACAAAAUCGGAAGUUUUGUUCAACAAAAGCAUGUUGUCAUUGCUGAUGAAAUUACUCCUUCAAAAAUGAAACAUCGAUUACCAAGCCGAAGUGAGCAGCUGAAUGAAUUGCAGACUACUCCUGAAUAUGAUAUUUUAGUAAUUGGUGGAGGUGCUACAGGAUCGGGUGUAGCCUUGGAUUCUGUUUCACGAGGUUUAAAAACUGCUCUUGUUGAAUUAGAUGAUUUUUCUUCUGGAACAAGUAGUCGUAGUACUAAGCUGAUUCAUGGUGGUGUUCGUUAUUUGCAGAAAGCUAUUUUGCAGUUAGAUCUUGAGCAAUAUCGAAUGGUGAAAGAAGCACUUCAUGAGAGAGCCAAUCUUUUAGCAAUUGCACCACAUCUUUCAUAUCCUCUACCAAUUAUGCUGCCAAUUUAUAGGUGGUGGCAAGUACCGUAUUACUGGAUUGGUAUAAAAGCAUAUGAUUUUGUUGCUGGCAGGCAACAGGUAAAAUCUAGUUACUUUUUAUCUAGGGAGAGAGCACUGGAACUUUUUCCAAUGCUAAAAAAAGAUAAGCUGUGUGGAGCUUUAGUCUAUUAUGAUGGUCAACACAAUGAUGCUAGAAUGAAUCUGGCUAUUAUAUUAACAGCUGCUAGACUAGGAGCUAAUGUUGCUAAUCAUGUAGCGGUUACAGAUCUAAUCAAAAUUAAAGAUCCUCAAGGUGUUGAAAAAGUGAAUGGUGCUAAAGUUAAGGAUAUGCUAACUGGAAAAGAGUGGGAUAUUCGUGCCAAAUGUGUUAUUAAUGCAACUGGACCAUUCACUGAUUCUAUUCGCAGAAUGGAUGAUCAAAAGUGUCCAAUGAUAUGCCAGCCAAGUGCUGGUGUUCACAUUGUGUUACCUGAUUAUUACAGCCCUGAAAGUAUGGGAUUAUUAGAUCCUGCAACAAGUGAUGGGAGAGUUAUAUUUUUCUUGCCAUGGCAAAAAAUGACAAUUGCAGGCACAACUGAUAGGCCUUGUCAAGUGACUCAUCAUCCAAGACCAACAGAAGAUGAAAUUCAGUUCAUUCUGAAUGAAGUUAAGAAUUACUUAAGUCCUGAAAUUACAGUUCGUCGGGGUGAUGUCAUGUCAGCUUGGAGUGGAAUUCGUCCUUUAGUUUUGAAUCCUAACAAAGAUUCUACAGAGUCUCUAGCUCGAAAUCAUGUUUUGCAUGUCAGUGAUUCAAAUCUUAUAACAAUUGCAGGAGGGAAAUGGACUACUUAUCGGGUUAUGGCUAAGGAAGCUGUUGAUGCUGCAGUAAAAACCUGUAAUUUGAACCCAAAAAAUGAAUGUGCAACUGAUGGUCUUUUAUUGGAGGGUGCAAGUGGUUGGACACCUAAUAUGUAUAUCAGGCUUGUUCAAGAUUAUGGUCUUGAAAGUGAGGUAGCACAGCAUUUAGCAAAUACAUAUGGGGAUCGUGCAUUUGCUGUAGCCAAACAAGCUUCUUUGACUGGUAAAAGAUGGCCAAUAAUAGGUCGUCGUCUUCAUGAAGAGUAUCCCUAUAUUGAAGCUGAGGUACGUUAUGCUAUAUAUGAAUAUGCAUGUACAGCGGUAGAUGUCAUUGCCCGUCGCUUGCGUUUGUCAUUUCUGAAUGUGCAAGCCACUGAAGAAGCUUUACCAUCCAUAAUCUCUAUUAUGGCAGAUAUUCUUAAAUGGAACAAGAGCAAACAAAAGGAAGAAUAUGAAAAAGCUAUAGAAUUUCUGCAUACAGAAAUGGGACAAGAUGUGAAUCGCAGAUCAAGAGUAUCACCUGUCAAUUUUUCAAAAGAUGAAAUUAAAGCCUAUACAAACAAAUUUCAGACACUUGAUAAAGACAAAAAGGGAUAUAUUACUCUAAAUGACCUAAGACAAAAUUUGAAGGCACAAGGAGAGAAAGUGGAUGAUGAAACUUUGCAUGAUAUGCUUAAUGAAGUGGAUCUGAACAAGAAUGGCCAAGUUGAACUGGCAGAAUAUCUAUUGUUGAUGAGUGCCAUCAAAACUGGAGCCAUAUCUCAAAGCAGACUUGCUGCUGCUGUUGAUAUCCAGUAUGAUCGCAGUGUAUCAUCUGUUGAUCGGAGUGGAGGUGGUGUAUAAUAACUACAGCAGAAUCAAGUUCAGCAUUAGUGAAGAGAGAAGUCUUAAAGUCAGUUUGACUUUCCCCUGUCAUUUCCUGCUUAUUAAACUCAGGACUUUUUUAUUGUUUAAUGUUUAUUGUGUUACAAAAAUUUGAAAACUAUGUUUCUAUUUAUUUCAAUAUCCCCUUCAAUUUAGGUAUUUUUCCUAGUAGAAGGAAUCUUGGAAAACCGAUUCCUCCUCCUAGAAAAAAGACGUGUAAAAUUAUGUAUAUUGAAUUUCAUGAUUUGAAUCAAACAUCUGUAGAGCAGAAUCUUUCUGUAUGCAAUUAAAUAUUGAAACAUAUUUAUCAUGAAGUAUCUAAUCUGCCCUUCAAAGAAAUUUUUAUAUUCCAAGGUUUGUGAUAUUGUCCACCAUGCAUGUUUUAAAUGUUCUUUAUUUUGGAUUGUUAUCUGUUAUUUUCAGUUAUUGAUAUCUUUUAUUUAUAUUUAUUGUUGCUUAUAUUUGAUAUUGUUUUAUUUAUUAUAAUACUUAAAUUGUUUAUAUUGCCUUGCUUUUGUGUAUAAAUAUGCAUUCUUACUUAAAUUUUCUAGUCUAUUUUAUGAAAGAUUGCCAUGCUGAAAUUUUUAAUCUGAAAUUAAAUGUAGUGAGACUAACUUUUCUGGGCCCAUGGUGUUGAAAAAUUCUUAUUCUUUAACUUGGUAUAAAAUGCAGUUCUCUAAUAUUUGCAUCUCACCAUGGGGGGAAAAUGUUUCUCCAAAAUAUAUGUGCAGUAAGAUACUGUACUUUACAAUUUAAUUUUUCAGUGUGCCUAGUCAUAUGUUCAAUAAUUUUGUCUUAUGUAAAGUUAAACUAAAUAAAUUUUUUUUAAAUCUGUG